CAAAGCUUGCAAAGACCAAACUGCCGCCAUCCGUUUUGUCUGCUUACUAACCCCAAAACCCUCCCAACUAACCCCUCCCAGAAUUUUCCAUCACUUUCCCGAGAAAACCAGAAGGGGAGAUCGAUAAAAAAUGGCCGCCAGGCUCGCCCUCCAUUUCAGAUCCCAUCUCCUACGCAACCUCCACAAUCAGAAACCUCCAACUCUCGCCACGCUUAAAUCUCCACCAUUGAUCUCUCAGCUCGCACCCGUUCCUAUCACCACCGUCGACCAUUUCUUCACAUCCCCCACCCUUCGCUUCCUCUCCACGUCCCGUCGCAUCCCCACCCGGCCCAAAAAAGUCGACAUCGGAGCCCGAGCCCGCCAGCUCCAGACCCGCCGCCUCUGGACCUACGCCUUGACCUUCAGUUGCAUCGCGGGCUUUGUAGUUUUAGUCCUCAACAAUUUUCAAGAACAAUUAGUCUUUUACGUUACCCCAACCGACGCCCUCGAAAAGUACACGCAAAAUCCUUCGAAAACUAAGUUUAGACUCGGCGGUCUGGUUCUGGAAGGAAGCGUCGUUCAACCGGGCUCUAGCAAAGAAAUGGAAUUUGUCAUUACCGAUUUGAUAACCGAUAUUUUGGUUAGGUACGAAGGUUCGUUACCGGAUUUGUUUAGAGAGGGACAUUCCGUUGUGGUUGAAGGAUUUGUUAAGCCGUUUACAGAAGAGACUAAAAGGGAAGUUUCGUCGAAGAGCGUUUCCGGUAAAGCAAGGAGCGGAGACUGUUAUUUUUCAGCGACUGAGGUUCUUGCUAAACAUGAUGAGAAGUAUAUGCCUGCAGAGGUUGCAGCUGCUAUUGAGAAGAACAAGAAGAAGAUUGAGGAAGGGCUGGAAGGAACUAAGGAAUCGGUAGUUUGAUGGGUAAUUUCUGAUUUUUUUAAUGGCGGUAUUAAUUUAUUUGGACGAUUAUUAUUGGGAUUUGGGAAUGAUUUAAUUUUCUUUGGGGUUUUAUUGUAGUAAACUUAUAGGUUAAGAUUGAAUAGAUGAGAAUCAUUUUUUGAUAGAAAUAUAACAGGAAAUUGAGGAAGAGGAUGAAAUCUAAUCAUUUGAGGAUUUUUUUUUUCUUUUAAUUCUGUUGUUGUAAUGCCACCAUUGCGGAAUUUUACUGGUUUUUUCAUUCUUACCUUGAAUAAUACAUCCUCACAAUUUACAUUAUUUGUUAUUCAA
This is a messenger RNA of Theobroma cacao (cacao), 1204 nucleotides long. It is a transcript of the gene G1, whose product is annotated as transmembrane protein G1P-related 1. Gene Ontology annotation, biological process: cytochrome complex assembly; protein-heme linkage. The record is from RefSeq and is a predicted model, not a curated record. Lineage: Eukaryota; Viridiplantae; Streptophyta; Magnoliopsida; Malvales; Malvaceae. Gene Ontology annotation, cellular component: plasma membrane. Gene Ontology annotation, molecular function: heme binding.